Tripterygium wilfordii is the source of this 1323-nucleotide messenger RNA. Its product is annotated as inositol polyphosphate multikinase beta-like. Gene Ontology annotation, cellular component: nucleus; cytoplasm. The record is from RefSeq and is a predicted model, not a curated record. Lineage: Eukaryota; Viridiplantae; Streptophyta; Magnoliopsida; Celastrales; Celastraceae. Gene Ontology annotation, molecular function: inositol-1,4,5-trisphosphate 3-kinase activity; inositol tetrakisphosphate kinase activity. The transcript is spliced from 2 exons. Gene Ontology annotation, biological process: inositol phosphate biosynthetic process. Bases 249 to 1154 code for a protein of 301 amino acids.
AUACGACGUCGCAAUUGCUUUUAUCCCCAAUCCCAUCAUGAAAAGCUAAAAGAGCAACUUAAAAUAAGAGAAUUCCGAAUUGUCAGACGACUCUUUCGUUCACAGCCGGAAGCUCAUCAAUCGCCAAUUCGGGAGUUUGUCACAAACCUGAUUCAGCAAGGGAGACAUCAUUUUCUGGUUUUUCUAAGUUUAAUAGAUUAAGUUCGUGCCGGAAACAAUUAUCUAGGUAGUGUCAUAGUUUGGAGACCAUGCUUAAGGCCCCAGAUCAUCAGGUUGCCGGUCACCAGGCCCAUGACAGAAAUCUUGGCCCUCUUGUAGAUGAUUCAGGUCACUUUUUUAAGCCCCUCCAAGAUGGUGACCGUGGCUCCAGAGAAGUGGCCUUUUAUACAUCUUUCUCUUCCAAUACAAAGGUUCCAAGUCAAAUCCGAAGGUUCUAUCCUGCCUUCUAUGGCACUCAACUUUUGGAGGCAUCUGAUGGUUCUGGCUUGCUCCCACACCUUGUCUUGCAGGAUCUUGUGUCAAGUAGGCGCAAACCAGCCAUCAUGGAUAUCAAGAUUGGUUCCAGAACUUGGUACCCACAAGCCUUGGAGGCCUAUAUCGAAAGAUGCCUUCAGAAGGACAGAGAAUACACUAGCUUAUCCCUGGGCUUCAGGAUAUCUGGUUUGCAGCUACCUGGUAGCAAAGAAUCGGAGUUGUGGAAGCCAGCGAAAAAAGUUGUCCAGGGUUAUACUGUAGAUGACGUUAAAUUAGUUCUCAGGAAGUUUGUCUCCUCUAACUCAUCUGUCAAUUCAGAUUCGGACCCUGAUUGCUCUUUUGCACCGAGUAUCUAUGGCGGUUCUUCUGGGAUUUUGUCACAGUUGAUGGAACUGAAGGCAUGGUUUGAGGACCAAACCCUUUACCAUUUCAAUUCUUGUUCAGUUCUCAUGUUUUACGACAGGGAUUCUGUGUUGAAGGGUGGGAGUUCAGGUGCUGAAAUUAAGCUUAUUGAUUUUGCGCACGUAGUAGAAGGUAGAGGAGUUAUUGACCAUAAUUUCUUGGGUGGGCUCUGUUCUUUGAUAAAGUUCGUAUCCGAUGUUCUUACUACUCCAACCAAUAGUUCCCUCGAGGGUUCUGAGAAUGAUGGCAUUUCUACUGGCAAUAGCAUUGGGGAAUGAACAGGGAAUCCAAAGAGGCUUGGCUGUUUUUCUUUCGAGCUUUAAUUGUUAUGCCUGGAUGGUGGUUUAAUUUUUCUGCAUCGUGAACUCCAUUUAAUUUGAAUUUGUGAACUCUUUCAUGUAAUGAAUAACUUUUCUUACUCUGUUGUCAGUUAUGUGUUUUGCUCAA